AUGGGCGUCAUCCGCAAGAAGACGGCGACGAGGGGAGGUGAGGGUGGCGUCAAGUACGUAUGCGACGUCUGCUCGUGCGACAUCACUUCGACGGUCCGCAUUAGAUGUGCCGACCCUGCAUGCUCUGAUUUCGACCUCUGCGUGCCGUGCUUUGGCAAGGGCGAGUCGCGCAACACCCACGAUCCCGCAACGCACUCGUUCCGUGUAAUUGAGCAGAAUUCGUUUCCCAUCUUUGAGCGAGAAUGGGGUGCCGACGAGGAAUUGCUGCUGCUCGAGGGCGCCGAGAUAUAUGGCCUCGGGUCAUGGGCGGAUAUCGCUGACCACAUUGGCGGCUUUCGCGAAAAGGACGAAGUGCGCGACCACUACCUCAGUACAUUUGUCGACUCGCCCAAAUUUCCGCUCCCCAAAAGAUGUAGUCCUCAUGACUGCGAGCUCGCAAAUGAAAUCCCACGAGAAGAGUUCCAGUCGCGCAAGAAGCGGCGCAUCGAAGAGCGAAGAGAGGCGUCGAAGAAUGCACCGGCCUUGCAACCAAAAACAAAACCCACGGCCAGUGUUCCUAGUUGCCACGAGAUCCAAGGUUACAUGCCUGGACGUCUCGAGUUUGAAACCGAGUAUGCCAAUGAGGCAGAAGAGGCAGUGCAGCUGAUGCAGUUCGACCCUGGUGACGGACUCAAUCCAAGAACUGGAGAACUGGAGCCCGAGAUGGAGCUCAAGUUGACGGUGAUGGAAAUCUACAACUGUCGACUAACACAGCGUGUAGAGCGCAAAAAGGUUGUUUUCGAGCAUAAUCUGUUAGAUUAUCGAGAAAACACAAAGAUAGAAAAGAGGAAGACCAAAGAGGAGAGAGACUUGCUCCAGAGGGCAAAGCCAUUUGGCCGCAUCAUGAACCAUAGAGACUUUGAAGAUUUCACACAAGGCUUGCAGGAUGAGCUGAAUCUAAGACAAGCCAUUGCUCAGCUCCAGGAGUGGCGCAGCCUUCGCAUUGGAGAUCUCCGAAGCGGCGAAAAGUACGAGACGGAAAAGGCUUCUCGGAUACAAAAGUCUAUACCUAUGGGGUCUAUGGAUAGGGAGAGGCUGGCAUCAUCUCAGCGUUCAAAGGCGGCCCCUCCUCCAGAACCUCCAAGCGGAGCUGCUCUCCUCAUUGCCCCUGAGCUGCCAAUCCGUCAGCGGGACGGAGAGACAAAUGGCGAUGAUGCCAAACCUCUGACAAAUGGCCAUACCAAUGGCGUAAACGGCGUCAAUGGAGUCAACGGCAUCAACGGCCACAGUCCCACCAAACAAAAGUAUAUCCCGCAGCCCAUCUCUGGCGUGCAGCCAUUACAGUUGACGCAGGAGAACGCUCCCGACUUGCACCUUCUCACAGCAGAGGAAGCGAAGCUUUGUGAGGUGGUGCGCCUUCAGCCGAAGCCAUACUUGAUGAUCAAGGAGCAAAUCCUCAAGGAAGCCAUCAGGGGCAAUGGGACGCUUAAGAAAAAACAAGCCAAAGAAAUCUGCCGGCUUGACACUCAGAAGGGGGCGAGAAUAUUUGAUUUUUUCAGCAACGCAGGAUGGGUCGGUAAGGCAUGA
Molecule: messenger RNA, 1566 nt
Organism: Trichoderma gamsii
Lineage: Eukaryota; Fungi; Ascomycota; Sordariomycetes; Hypocreales; Hypocreaceae
Product: transcriptional adapter 2-alpha
Exons: 2
Coding region: 1-1566 (521 amino acids)
Biological process (GO): regulation of transcription by RNA polymerase II; chromatin remodeling
Cellular component (GO): nucleus; SAGA-type complex
Molecular function (GO): protein binding; chromatin binding; transcription coactivator activity
Source: RefSeq, a predicted model, not a curated record